UUGACUCAUUCAAUUCACUAGCUUUGUAUCGUGAUCCUCAUGCGCCAAAGAUGCGCCAAUAUGGCUUCAACCUAUCAAUGUCAUUUGUGCGGCCUGAUCUGGUAAUCCCUUAUCACCCAAGUCUCGUUAUCAUUCCCCAGCAUGGGAACUUAUCUCUUGACCCCGGAAUCCCCAGAGUUUGAGUCUCGGUAGAAUGGUCAGAGAUAAGGCUAAUGCUCUUCAAAUCCGGGCAGCCCUUCAAUUGGGCCGUACACUUGCCUUAUCUCUCUGGCUGCUGAAUGCCCUACAUACAUGUCUUGCAUAUAGUUUAUUUGGAUGUGAGACCAUUUCUGGGAUACAAAUGACAGGCAAUGCAUUGAACAGCGAGACAGAGGUUGGUCACAUGAUCGGAGUUCUGCUUCAUGCGCCGUAGAGACAACUACAUGCUUGUUUUCGUUUGAGCACCAUCUAAUCCAGAGCUUGUUGAUAGACUCAGGAGGUCAUUGGCAUACACGAAUGCAAGUGAUUGAAUUGAUUCAGGACACCAGCAGCCAUAAAACAUGACAUGUGGAAUCUUGUUGGACGCCCAGAAAGAUGUGGCUUUCGGAGAACAAACCAACGUUAUUCCCGGACAGGCGAUGUCCAAGUGCAAGAGAUCAAGGGACCAGUGGCAUCAGGACUGCAUUGAAACCAGCAGAUGUCCAUUGAAGUGAAUUCCCAUUGCUAAACUGGCAUCACGGCUAAGGUUAAGCACCCUCUGUAGCAUUGUAAAUGGAAAAGU
This is a messenger RNA of Fusarium redolens, 760 nucleotides long. RefSeq lists its product as uncharacterized. The record is from RefSeq and is a predicted model, not a curated record. NCBI's taxonomy places the organism in Eukaryota, Fungi, Ascomycota, Sordariomycetes, Hypocreales, Nectriaceae. The transcript has a single exon. Bases 194 to 412 code for a protein of 72 amino acids.